Anopheles bellator is the source of this 2548-nucleotide messenger RNA. It is a transcript of the gene Hrs, whose product is annotated as hepatocyte growth factor-regulated tyrosine kinase substrate. The transcript is spliced from 4 exons. NCBI's taxonomy places the organism in Eukaryota, Metazoa, Arthropoda, Insecta, Diptera, Culicidae. The record is from RefSeq and is a predicted model, not a curated record. Bases 133 to 2373 code for a protein of 746 amino acids. Gene Ontology annotation, molecular function: metal ion binding; ubiquitin binding; phosphatidylinositol binding.
UACACUUAGAUCAAAAAUUAACAAAAGAAAGUAAAUCAUCAGUGUUUUGAUUCAUCACUCGCGUUCACGGAUCCUUUCGGAAGCUUCGCGAAACCAAGAAAUAACAGUUUGCAGCUGUGCAAAGGUGACAAAAUGUUUCGUACGUCAAUUUUCGACAAAAGUUUAGAAAAUGCGACCAGCAACUUGAAUCUGGAGCCCGACUGGCAGGCGAUACUGGUCAUUUGCGACACCAUUCGUCAGGGAGACGUAAAUGCAAAGUAUGCGGUGCAGGCGCUUAAGAAGAAAAUGUCGUCCCCGAAUCCCAUCACGGCCCUGUAUGCGCUGCUGGUGCUGGAAAGUAUGGUGAAAAACUGUGGAACUCCGGUGCACGACGAGAUAGCGAACAAGGCCAACUGCGAGAUGUUCCAGAAUCUGGUCAACAACACCAAGCAUGACGAGGUGCGAGGGAAGAUGCUCGAGCUGAUCCAAGCAUGGGCGUUUGCUUUUCGCUCCACGAUUAAAUAUCGAUCGAUAAAGGAUACGAUGAACAUCUUGAAAACGGAGGGCCACAAGUUUCCGGAGCUGAAGGAGGCCGAUGCUAUGUUUUCGUCCGACAUCGCCCCGGACUGGGUGGACGGCGAGGUGUGCCAUCGGUGUCGGUCGCAGUUUACGUUCACCGUGCGCAAGCAUCACUGUCGCAACUGUGGGCAGGUAUUUUGCGCCCAGUGCUCCUCGAAGUCGAGCACCUUGCCCAAAUUCGGCAUCGAGAAGGAGGUUCGCGUGUGCGAUGGGUGUUACGCGCAGCUUCAACGCCCAACGCCAACGUUGACGAAGAAAGCGACCGAAGAGGAAGAUCUGCCGGCCGAGUAUCUGACCAGUUCGUUGGCCCAGCAGGCACAAGGUCCGGCCCGCAAGACGGACGAGGAGUUGCGCGAGGAAGAAGAGCUACAGCUCGCUCUCGCGCUUAGUCAAUCGGAAGCGGAAACGAAGCAAGCGCAGGCGCAAACCCGGCGACCAACGUUCCACAAGUCACCAUCGCCCGAACCGCAAGCGGCGGCUCCGGCCAAGAGGAGCCCCUCGCCAGUCGAAGAGCCACCGGCCGAUCCGGAACUGGCACGCUAUCUGAACCGCAACUAUUGGGAGCAGCGGCAGGUGAUGGAAUCGCCGGCCUCACCGUCCGCACCGAGUCCGAUGCCUAGCCCGAUGCCGUCGCUGCAGCCCAGUCUGCUGCUGAAGGGUGCCCCUGAAGAUGUGGAAAUCGACGACUUUUCAAACUCGAUGAAAACACAGGUGGAAAUCUUUGUCAAUCGCAUGAAAUCGAACUCGAGCCGUGGCCGCAGCAUCUCGUGCGACAGUGCGGUACAGACGCUGUUUAUGAACCUGACGUCGUUGCACGCCCGGCUGCUCACGUUCAUCAAGGACAUGGACGAUAAACGCAUGUGGUACGAGCAGCUGCAGGAUAAGCUGACGCAGAUCAAGGACUCCCGGGCGGCAUUGGACGUGCUGCGGCAGGAGCACCAAGAGAAGCUGCAGCGUAUCGCCGAGGAGCAGGAACGCCAGCGGCAGCUGCAGAUGGCGCAGAAGCUGGAGAUUAUGCGCAAGAAAAAGCAGGAAUAUCUGCAGUACCAACGCCAGGUGGCCCUGCAGCGUAUUCAGGAGCAGGAACGAGAAAUGCAGAUGCGUCAGGAGCAACAGAAGGCACAGUAUCGCAUGGGGACAGCUUUCCCGUUCAUGCCGGCCCCCGGUCCGGGGCAAGUUGGAGCACAGGGAUCACCGGUGCACGUGGGUGUUCCCGGCGGCUAUGCCUCUCCGGGAUAUGCAUACGGCCCGAUGCCACCGGCGAACGGUGGAACUCUUCCUCACUAUCACGCUCCGCAGCAGCCACAGCAGCAACAGCAGCAGCAACCACAGCAACAGCAGCAAAUGUUUUCCCCACAACACGCAGGACAAUUUACGAUGCCGGGAGCCACCGCUCCAGACGGGCAGGCAUCAAUGCAGGGUCCGCCGGGACCCGGUAUGAUUCCGCCGCCCGGUAUGAAUGUGAUGCCCGGACAGGUGCCACCUCCGGGAGCGAUGAACAUGCCCGGUGCACCGAUGCCGGGUACCGCAGGAGCUCCGAUGAUGGGUCCAGCAUCGCUUCCUCCCCAGCAGCAGCCACAGCAGCAACCGCCCCAAGGACAACCACAACCGAUGAUGGGCGCCAAUCCGAUGCCCGUUCCCGAACAGCACCAGCAGCCAGCUCAGGGUCCGCCCGUCACGUUGCCACAGGCAGCACCUCCUCCGAACACACUGGCAGCUCCGGUUCCCGAGCCUGUUGCACCGGCCGCACCACCCGCCCAACCACCAGCCGUCGCUCCGGAACCACCAACGGCUGAGCUGAUAAGCUUUGAUUAAAAUCCUGACCCGCGGUCGGUGAGGUGUUAUGAAAUUUUUAAUCGUUUUCGCUGUUGCUCCUGAUAAAAGGCUGCCCGUCGCCCCCGUCACGUGGAAUGCCAUUUAGCUUCUGCAUUGGUGACCGUAAAGGUCCUUUUCACGAUUCCAUUUUGUAACGAUUCGGUAUCGCCGAGGU